This is a messenger RNA of Aspergillus candidus, 1683 nucleotides long. RefSeq names its product cystathionine beta-lyase STR3. The record is from RefSeq and is a predicted model, not a curated record. Gene Ontology annotation, biological process: transsulfuration; 'de novo' L-methionine biosynthetic process. The transcript is spliced from 3 exons. The coding region runs from base 148 to 1455 and encodes 435 amino acids. Lineage: Eukaryota; Fungi; Ascomycota; Eurotiomycetes; Eurotiales; Aspergillaceae. Gene Ontology annotation, molecular function: pyridoxal phosphate binding. Gene Ontology annotation, cellular component: cytoplasm.
GUCUGAUUCCCCUUGCAUCUGAUUGAUAUUAUCUAUCAAUUCCCCGGUCCCAUUCCCGUGGUUGCUUUGGUGCUCUUUCCUCCCCCUUCUUAACUCUCCCUUCACGCUCUCUCUUCCCCACCACACCGCCAUCCCCGCCCCGCUGCGAUGUCGGCCUCCGAUUCUAAGGCUGGGUCGGCCUUGAAGAAGCCUUUCCCGAGUGUCGACUUGGAUGGCCAUAACUUGCCUCCUUCGCCGGCGCCGUCGAGUCCGCGCACGGGGAAGCGCUAUGCCAUUGCUACCGAGCUUGUUUAUACCGAGGGGAGCGAUCAGUAUAAUGCUAGCAGUGUUCCUAUUUAUCAGAGUGCCACGUUCAAACAGAGCUCCGGUGACGGAGGUGGUGAAUAUGACUACACUCGCUCCGGCAACCCGACUCGGACGCACCUCGAGCGCCAUCUCGCCAAGGUCAUGUCCGCCCAACGCGCCCUCGUCGUGUCAUCUGGUAUGGCCGCAUUGGACGUGAUCACGCGGCUCCUCCGACCGGGCGACGAAGUGGUGACGGGCGACGACCUCUACGGCGGCACCAACCGUCUCCUCAAGUUCCUGUCCACCAAUGGCGGUAUCACCGUACACCACGUCGACACGACGCGCCCGGAGAAGGUGCGCGAGGUGCUGACGCCCAAGACGACCAUGGUCCUUCUCGAGACGCCCACCAACCCGCUCAUCAAGGUCGUCGACAUCCCCACGAUCGCGGCCGCCGCGCACGAGGCCAACCCAGCCUGUCUGGUCGCCGUGGACAACACCAUGAUGUCCCCGCUGCUGCUCAACCCGCUCGAGCUAGGCUCCGACAUCGUCUACGAGAGCGGCACCAAGUACCUGUCCGGCCACCACGACCUGAUGGCCGGCGUCAUCGCCGUCAACGACCUCGCCCUCGGCGAGCGUCUCUACUUCCCCAUCAACGCCUCCGGCUGCGGUCUCUCCCCCUUCGACUCGUGGCUGCUCAUGCGCGGCAUCAAAACCCUUAAGGUCCGCAUGGACCAGCAGCAGUCCAACGCCAUGCGCAUCGCAGAGUACCUCGAGUCCCACGGUUUCAAGGUCCGCUACCCGGGUUUGCGCUCGCACCCGCAGUACGACCUGCACCACUCGAUGGCGCGUGGCUCCGGCGCCGUCCUGUCCUUCGAGACCGGCGACGUCGGCGUCAGCGAGCGCAUCGUCGAGAGCGCCAAGCUGUGGGCCAUUAGCGUCAGCUUCGGCUGCGUCAACAGUCUGAUCAGCAUGCCGUGUCGCAUGAGCCACGCCAGCAUCGACGCCAAGACGCGCCAGGAGCGCGCCAUGCCGGAGGAUUUGAUCCGGUUGUGCGUGGGUAUCGAAGAUGCUGAUGAUCUCAUCGACGAUUUGCGACGAGCUCUCGUCCAAGCAGGCGCCGUCAACGUCACCCUCGACGACAUCCAUGCCGUACCGCCAAGCAACAACUAAAUAAACCCCAUACCCGGUGGAAUAAAAGAAAAGAAAAGACAAGACAUUGGUUUGGUUUGGUUUGACAUUAAGAUAACAUGAUACAUCAUCUGUACGGCGUUGGGAGCCUUGGUUUUUAUUUAUGAAUUUUAUAUGAUAUGUCCAUGUUGAUUGAUAUAAGUGGAGUUUGCUAUCGUAAGCUUCUAUCUCAUGAGAGAUGAUAUGAAAUAUAUGGAUUGCAGGAUAUCA